Messenger RNA from Fibroporia radiculosa, 1242 nucleotides. RefSeq lists its product as uncharacterized. The coding region runs from base 1 to 1242 and encodes 413 amino acids. The transcript has 5 exons. The record is from RefSeq and is a predicted model, not a curated record. Gene Ontology annotation, molecular function: protein binding. NCBI's taxonomy places the organism in Eukaryota, Fungi, Basidiomycota, Agaricomycetes, Polyporales, Fibroporiaceae.
AUGUCCAAAUCGGCAUCUGGCCUCCUCGCUUUGCCUCCCGAGAUCCUAGAGCGAAUCCUUGUCGAAUCCGACCCUCUAGAUGUGGCCGCGAUCGCACAAGCCUGCUCUGCACUCCGCAGGUUCAUAUACGAGCCAGCAGAUCAACAUCUCUGGCGCAGUCUCUAUCUCGCUCAAUCACUCGACGACCCGCGCGAGUGUCGCAACAAUCUCGGCGAGCCCUUGUCUGCUGACGUCGACUGGAGAGCGCGCCUUCAGCGGAUCAUCAGGGCGCGGACAGUGAUGGACGACCCGAGCAAGUGUCCACCGGACGAGCGUCACGCCGUCCUCCAAACACUCGUCGACCUCAUCUCCAACAUCCCCCCAACAGAGGAUGCCCUUUCCGAGGAUCCCGCAUUCAACCUCGCCUGGUUCGCGCGGGGAGGCCAUCUCCUGGACCAUCCAGCAUGGCUUACAGAGCUUCCGCCCAAGGAGGAGCAGCUCAAGUAUCGGCUGCACGCGCACUUUGGGCUGACGAACCGCGACUAUCGCCCCACGCGCCGCACUGAAUCCCGGGCGUACGUCUAUGCAAUGCGCAACUACCGAUGGGACAACGAGUUUGGCCCGUUCGCACAUGACGGGAGCGGGCGGGUGAACUGGCAGCAUGUGUGGGCCGUCCAUCACGUCAUGUCGAUGCAUAUCCUGCCUCAGCGGGACCUGGACAGAACGACGCUGCAGCUGUUCGUCGUAUAUCCAUUGAGCCUACCAUUUUGCCAAAGUUCUAUUCCGCGCAGCUUGGACUUGAACAAGGAGCCGGACUGGGCGGGCGUCAAGGGCACUUGGCAGUGCUCGUUUUGUUUCUGUGAUCAUCGCGAUCUUCUUGUGUACAAUUACAAUCACUUUGACCACUCCGAUACAGGUCCUAUGCAUACUGCCAUCUUUGACGACCCUGACUUUGUGGAGAUCUUCCGCUGCAUGGACGUCGAACUCCGCGUCAUCUCGACAGAGGCCGACCCUAAUCAUCCGACGCGACCGAAAAUCAACUUCGUGGGUACCGCGAACACCAACGCUACGAUGGUCGGGUAUGUCAAGAUUACUCCCGAUAACCAAAUUCGCUGGCAUUUUAAAUCGGGUGAACAUGGCCUUGCGGUAUGGAGCUCUGAAGGCAUCCAGGUUGGUGGUGUCCGAUCAAGUUUUGGAGUCCUGGGUGCAUGGACUACGGUGCAGCACGAUAGGCACGAUCCUGUCGGUGCGUUCUUUGAUUAA